AUGGUCGAGGUACCCAAACCACAGCGCAUACAAUUUGCUAAUCAAUUUAUUUCACCGAACAAUUGUUCUUCUGUUAUGGAUAACAAAUUUUUUGACCUCCAUACCAUUACUACUAGAGCACAAGCUAAACGCCUUGUUCAACCCGAUUCACCUUCAGCAAAUGUUUCAACAACACCUACCAUAAUUCAAGAUGUAUCUACUCCCUCAUCAUCAAGUAAGCCGAUCUAUGAUUUCAGUUUACCACGCAUUCGAAUUGAACAAGAAAACGACUCGGUUAUUCAAACGAUAAUUUAUCAAAUUCGUCACAAUAAGACUCAUGGAUCAUUUACUCUCGAGGAUAAUAUUCUUUAUAAAAGCAUUGGUGCUAGUCACAACACUAUUCGACUUAUUUAUAUGCCGAUGAAGUUAAUUCCAGAAUUACUAGCAGCUUACCAUGAUCAUCCGUUAAGUAGUCAUUUUGGUGUUACACGUACAUGGUAUGCGUUAAAAAGUAAAUAUUAUUGGCCUCGUAUGAAACAAACGAUUAUAUCUUAUAUUAGAUCAUGCGACAAAUGUUCACAAUUUAAUAUCAGUCGUCAUAAACCUCCAGGCCACUUACAACCCAUACAACCGCCUCAUGAAAUUUUUCAAGUACUAGGUAUGGAUUGGUGGGGACCUACAACAACUUCUCUUGCUGGAAACCGUUAUGUCUUAGUUAUUACAGAUCGAUUAUCCGGUUAUAUCUUUGCUAAAGCCUCGCCAACAAAUACGGCUCAAGACACAGCUCGUAUUUUGAUGAAAGAUAUUAUUUUAGUUCAUGGUCCACCUGAUGUACUUAUUACUGAUCAAGGAACACAUUUUAAUAAUGAAUUAGUACAUUCUCUAACUACGCUAAUUGGUUGUAAACAUAUUUUUUCAACACCAUACCACCCACAAACUAAUGGGCAAACGGAACGCUGA
This is a messenger RNA of Rotaria sordida, 939 nucleotides long. The record is from the annotation of a GenBank genome assembly. NCBI's taxonomy places the organism in Eukaryota, Metazoa, Rotifera, Eurotatoria, Philodinida, Philodinidae.